AGUCAGACUGCCUCUGCUGGACUGGAGGAUCCACACUGCAGACUGGAGAAACUCAAUGUGGAACAUGGUGGAGAGUACACAAUGAAACCUGGGCUUAGAAAAUAUGUCUGUGAUCUCACACUGGACCUAAACACAGUAAACAGACUCCUCUCUCUGUCUGAGGAGAACAGAAAGGUGACAUGUAGGAGAGAGGAGCAGCCGUAUCCUGAUCACCCAGAGAGAUUUGAGGGCUGUAGACAGGUGUUGUGCAGAGAGGGUCUGACUGGGCGCUGUUACUGGGAGGCAGAGUGGAGUGGGAGAAUGGGGGCCGAUAUAGGAGUGACAUAUAAAGGAAUCAGCAGGAGAGGAUGGGGUAAGGACUGCGGGCUUGGAUGUAAUGACAAGUCCUGGAGUCUGAUCUGCUCUGACAACAGUUACAUUGCCAGUCACAAUGAUAAUGCCACAACCAUAGACGUCGCCCCUCCAGCUCCCACAGAGUAG
This is a messenger RNA of Salmo salar (Atlantic salmon), 480 nucleotides long. The record is from RefSeq and is a predicted model, not a curated record. NCBI's taxonomy places the organism in Eukaryota, Metazoa, Chordata, Actinopteri, Salmoniformes, Salmonidae.